Messenger RNA from Xyrauchen texanus (razorback sucker), 3664 nucleotides. RefSeq names its product RAS guanyl-releasing protein 1-like. The transcript is spliced from 17 exons. NCBI's taxonomy places the organism in Eukaryota, Metazoa, Chordata, Actinopteri, Cypriniformes, Catostomidae. Gene Ontology annotation, cellular component: plasma membrane. The record is from RefSeq and is a predicted model, not a curated record. Bases 473 to 2614 code for a protein of 713 amino acids. Gene Ontology annotation, molecular function: calcium ion binding; guanyl-nucleotide exchange factor activity. Gene Ontology annotation, biological process: Ras protein signal transduction; positive regulation of GTPase activity.
CUAUCUCUCAGAGCCAGUGCCUGUAUUUCAAAUAGGAUCUUGUUUGUAUUGAAUGCAGAUAGCUGUUUGUUGUGAUUAUGCCCAUUUUGACAACCUAUUUUUAACCUACAGUUUUACUUUUUUCAUAUUUUAACGUACAAUUGGCAAUUUCUUUCUAUUGUCUAUCAUUUUUUUAUUGUUAUGGUUAACUCUUGCUCUGUGGUUUGUGUUCUCUGGUAAUUAUCAGACAGAGUGAGUGAGUGAGAGAGAGAGGGAAAGAGAGAGAGAGAGAGAGAGAUCCACAGCUCUUCGGAAUUUAAGUUUUGACAGCUGCGGGUGAACGCCACUGCUCGUCCCAGCCUGUAAAAGGUUACUUAGUUCCUCCAGGUGUAAGGUGUGGAGGAGAGAGACUACAAGGUGCCCAAUGGGACAAGUAGGGAUUUAAUUUCCCCAGUGGAACAAAAGAGGACACCGGAGGAAAGGACUUGGCACAAUGAUUCGCAAAGAUUCAAAAAGUAGUAGAAAGUCCCGUCAGGAGGUGGGAAUUGUGAUAAAGAACAGAAGACCGGUGCAGAGGAGGAUGACAUGCCCCAGCCCGCAGGAGAUCAGUCGGGCUCUACAGAGUCCACCAGCUCACCCAUCGUUUCGUGCUGCCAGCCUGGAUGAGCUCAUCCUCCGCUGCCUCCACUGCUUCGAAUUAGAUGGGAAGCUUACCAAAGGAACUCAGCUUGUUCAUAUGACCAUGAUGAUGCAUAACUGGGUGGUACCAUCCAACAUCUUCGCCCAUAAACUUCAUUCCUUAUAUAAGGAUUGUCCAGCAGAGAAGAGAGCACAGAGGUGCCCACAAAUCUGCCACUUCAUCAGGCAUUGGAUUAGAAAAUUUAGGCUGAUGUUUGAGGCAGACCCUCUAUUAGAAGAAGCGAUGGGAGAUCUUUGGGCUCUGGUCAGAGUUGAGGGGAAUGACAUGCACAAUCAGCUUUUCAACACACCUUACAUUAAUCCUCCAGUGAAUGUUUCCCAGACUCCCUCUCCCUCAGUAAAGAAAAGGAAAGUUUCCCUGCUGUUUGACCACAUGGAACCAGACGAAAUGGCUGAACAUCUCAGCUACUUGGAGUUCAAAAACUUUUGCAAUGUCUCAUUCCUAGACUACCGCAGUUAUGUGGUUCAUGGCUCAGUGAGGGAUAAUCCAGCCCUUGAGCGCUCUGUCAUGCUCUGCAAUGGAGUCUCCCAGUGGGUCCAACUCAUGAUCCUUAACAGACACACCCCACAGCAGCGAGCAGAGGUCUUUACCAAGUUCAUACAUGUAGCACAGAAGCUGAGAGCCCUGCAGAACUUCAAUACACUGAUGGCUGUGAUAGGAGGGCUGUGUCAUAGCUCUAUAUCUCGUCUCAAAGAUACAGCCAGCCUGCUGUCCUCUGAUGUCACAAAGACUCUCAGUGAACUCACAGAUCUGCUGUCAUCCUACAGCAACUAUUCAAAUUACAGGAGGGUAUACAAUGAAUGCACUGGAUUCAAGGUGCCUAUCUUGGGUGUUCAUCUUAAAGAUCUGAUCUCCCUCAACGAGGCUCUGCCAGACUACCUGGAGGAUGAUAAGAUCAACCUGGGGAAACUACAGCAUUUAUAUAGCAACAUUAGUGACUUGUUGGCCAUCCAUGACUGCACCCCACCGUUUGAGGCCAACAAAGACUUGCUGCACCUGCUAACGCUCUCGCUAGACCUGUGUUACACGGAGGAUGAGAUAUACGAGCUGUCCUAUGCCAAGGAGCCCAAGAACCCCAAAAUUCAGCCCGUAGCUCAAGUGAAGUCCCCUGUGAUAGCAGAGUGGGGAUCAGGAGUUACUCCUCGCCUGGAUCCGGCUACCAUAUCUAAACACGUUAAACAGAUGGUUGAUUCCAUCAUGAAGAACUACGACUUGAACAUGGAUGGCUACAUCUCUAUGGAGGACUUUGAGAAGAUUGCUGCAAACUUUCCUUUCUCUUUCUGCACACAUGAGAGCGAUAGAGAAGGAGAGAUCAGCAGAGAAGAGAUUACUUCCUAUUUCAUGCGUGGGAUGUCAGUGUGUGCUAAGCUUGGCUUCAACCUCCACAACCUGCAUAAUUUCCAUGAGACCACAUACAAGAGGCCCACAUUCUGUGACACCUGUGGAGGCUUUUUAUGGGGAGUGAUAAAGCAAGGCUACCACUGCAGAGACUGUGGAGUGAACUGUCAUAAGCACUGUAAAGAUGUGGUGGGAAUGGAGUGUAUCAAGAGGUUCCAGGUGUCCAGUAGCUCUUGUCCCUGCACUCCAGGUCCUUUAUCAGGCAUGCACAUUAAGGGCAACAGCUGGAGUUCUGAGGAGGAAGCAUUUUUCUUCCCUAAUGGAAAUGGAUCUGAACACUCAAAGGGCCAAACCUCGUCAGAUAGCGACGCAGAGGCGGCUACAUUAUUAGACAGAUCCACCCAGACAGACCCAGCAGUGUGGACACCAGUGGCAAAACGAAAAGACCGACUUAACUCUCAGAAACAACAUCCACCCCUUGUUAAGAGCGCCACUCUACCAGUAAGGGUGCGAGGUUCCUCUGCCCCUAGUUCUUUCCUACAGGAGAAAAUGGAUGAAUUGAAGUUGAACAAAGAUAAAAGAAGAGAACCAGACUGAAGCUGUUGUUGAUGUGGACAUGUGUUUGUGUGUGUGGUCUCACCAUAAAACCAGACAGAUAUUACCACUGGAUUUCAAUGUUUCUCAUUAAACAAUAAAGGAACUGUUAAAUACCCUGGACUGAACAGACAUCCCCUCAUAUUUCUCGCAAACCGUCUUGUUCUAUUGUCUUCAACAGAUUGUCCAUGACGUUCAUUAAAUGUGAUGAAAUUCUACCCAGAAGGACUAAAGCAAGGGAUAUUAUUUAAGGAAUUACAGAGGGUCCAAUCCCUCAUGGCUCUUUUAAAACCCUAUCAAUGGAACUUUAUGGUAAGAACUUUCUAUGCACCAGCAUCAACUGCCAGGGAGGACCACAUCAAUGGACCUCACAUUUUCACAGGUACCCAAAGGUGGACUGUCUGCUACAUCAUUCACCUCACUACCACUCAUCUUUGUAAGACUUACAGACUUUCUUGACUUUUUCCACAAAGAGGUGCUUUCUGCAAGAACUGUUUGAGGGCCAAACCGUGUUGUCUUUAUAUUCACAUACUGUAUACACUGUGAUUAAUUGUGUUGUUCAGUUGAACAGCAAGAAUGUAUCUCCUCUGUGAAGGGACUUGUGAUUUUGGUGCUGAUUUAAUACUCGCAAUGCAUCACUGUGCCUUAUGCAAUGAACAAUUCACUUAUAGGAGACAAAGGGUAUUAUAUCACUGGUUAUAUCAGACAAUAGUCCUGUCCCAAUGAGCACAUUCUGCUUCAUUAGUGAUCAAUUUUGUGAGUUGAAUAGGUGAAACCAAGAUCAUGAUUGGCUCGCACUCAUCCAGUGCAUUUCGAGCAUCAGCACUAAUAAAUAAUAGAGUGAGGUUACGGUUAAUGAAAACCAAUUCAAAUGAACAUUGUGGACCUAUUUUAAGUUGUUUUUCUAAUGUAUUGAUCUUAUCUUUGACUUGAAUGUCUGUUUUAGUAAAUCUUGCAUUUAGGCUAUAGAUUUUUAUUUAUUGAGGAAUUGUAAUUCUGAAGUAUUUUCCAUAAUAAAGCACUGCCUGAUGUGAUUGAAAAAUAAAUGUGAAA